UCCAUCACCCGCUCUCCCGGGCGGCGGCGGCCCCACACGGCCGCUUCACCCCACGGUGCCCGGGCCGGGACCCCCAGUGCCCGCAGCGGGCAGCGGGGAGGGUCAGGAUGUCGGGCAGCACGGCGAGGAAGGUGCAGCCCUUCACCAUCAGCACCCGGCUCUCGCUGCCCAAGUGCGCCGCGGACUUCCCCGGAGACGCCUGCCCCGGCAUCGCCCUCGCCUCGGCGCUGGACAGCCACCGCGGCCUCCGCCGCAGCAUCAACGAGCGCAUCUCCCUCUACCUGGCCCACGCCCGGGCCGGCCCCGCCGCCGCCGCGGGGCAGCCCCGCAGCCCCAGCCCCGGGCAGGACGGGGGCCCCGACGAGGAGCGGCUGAACCGCAGCUCCCUAGCCCGCUCCAUUAAGAAGAUCACGCUGUCCAACUGGUACGGGGACGCUGGCACGGCAGAAGCAGGGGGACACGGGGACCCUGCCCGCGCCGGCGGCGAGAGGAACCACAACAACAACAACAGCAGGACAGGGAAAGCUCAGUUCAAGGUGUUCCUCAGGAAGGAUGUGGAUGCAGAGGACAAGCAGCAGGAGCCUGGGAGUGUUCAGGCCAGUGUUUUCUGCUCUCCAGUGGACAGAUGUUCUCCCUUGUAUGUGCUGGCAGCACCCCCGGUGUCAUCACCCCAGAAAGAGAGCCCCAAGGGCAAGGAGUCUGCUGCAGCACCAAGAUGCAGCGGGCGCAGCGGCGGGGGAGCAGCCCCUCUCCUUGACCUGAGUCCUCUGAUAGCCCAGUUCAACCGGGAGAUGCUGCAGGCAGAGAGCUGGGUGCGAGGCAAGCUGCGGGACCUGAAGGACGGCUGUGACCUCCAGGACUGGGAGGAGGUGGCCCAGACCUUGCAGAGGGACAUGAAGGAUUUUGAGAACACCCUGAUAAAGCUCAAUCAGAUGGGCGAGCAGCUGAUGUGGAGGGCAGGCCCCAGUGCAGAGGCCGUGCGGAGGCAGCUGCUGGCCCUCCAGGAGCAGUGGCAGCUCCUGAAGCAGACGGCUGCCAGCCAGAGCAAAGCCCUGGGCGGACUGCGGAGUCUGCAGGACUUUAACAGGAAAGCUGAGCGGCUGGAGGCAUGGAUCAAGCACAAGGAGGAGAAGCCCUCUCUGGCAGCCCUCCUGCAGGAAAGCCCAGAUAAGAUCCAGCUCACUCGCCGCAUCCUUGACUUGAAGCAGGAGGAGCAGCAGUUCCAGAGUCUGCACAAGGAGCUGAACAGCCUGGCCCAGAAGCUGGAGAAACAAGGCAAAAAUGAGAGCAGAAACAUCUCAGCCCGGCGCAAGCACCUUAACAAAGCGUGGCUGCGGCUGCAGGGGACCCUGAAGGAGCACCAUGAGGCUCUGCAGCUGGCCCUGGAGGUGGCCUCCUUCCUCCAGCAAGCAGAUAUCCUGCUCGGGGUCAUCCAUGCAAAGCAGAGCAGCAUCUGCAGUACAGGGAAGCCAGGGGAGGGCGAGCCUUGCCAGGAUCGGGAUGUCAGGGACAUUGCCAGCCAGGUGAUGAUGCUGGAUGUGACAGUGUCCCAACUCCUAAACUUGCAGCCCAGCCUGGCAGCCCGAGUCACCUCAAAGCACCGAGACGUAAAGGAGAGCUGGGCGCAGCUCCAGCAGGCACUGAGGACAGGGAAGGCUCCAGCACGGGCAGGCAGUUCCCCAGGGGGCAGAGCUGCAGCUCCAAAUGUUGAGCCUCGAGGAGACGACAGCAGUCACGGGGCUGUGGGUAAGGAAGCAGCAGCCAAAUGGACGAGAGGACUUGGCAGCAUGGUACCAAAAGAUGUGCUGGAGAAGAUGGCAGAGAACAAGAAAGGAGAGGAGAGCAAUCCUGGCUCCCCAGCAGUGGGACAGUCCCCUCAUGGAGGGGACAACAAAAGGAGGAGAGAGGCAGAGGCUGAGUGGGGGAUGCGGCAGCUGGAGACCCAAGUGCAGGACGUCUGCCAGGUGGUGAACACGCGGGAUCUGUCCCCGUACAAGGAGAGUGUGGCUAUGGGAGUCCCCCCAUGUCCAGCGGCGAGCCUGGAGGCAGCACGGAUGCAGCAAGAGCCCAGUGCCAGGGCUGUGCUCCUGGAGGGACCAGCACGAGGGAGGCCUCAUGGGAGCCCUCAGGUGGAGGCCAUGCUGCAGGAACUGGAGGAGUUGUGGGAGGACCUGCAGAGGAGACACCAGGAGAAUGGCGUGGUGCUGCAAGAAAUCGAUAAGGCCCUGAGGCUGGUGGGGGAGCUGGACCAGGCUGAGCGGUGGCUGCAAGACGUGGCUGGGUCGCUCUUGGAGCCAGCUGCCAUGAGAAGCCCGGCGGAGCUGCGCCAGGACCUGGAAGAAAUGAGCCGGCUGGAGAAGCAGCUCCUGCUCUGUGGCCUCAAGCUGCAGGCGCUGCGGGAAGAAACAGCAAGCGAGGCACCCACUGAGCACGAGGGGGCAUGGAAGAUGCAGAGGAAAGUGGAGAUGGUGGAGGAGAAGUUGGCACACGUGCAGGCAGCCCUGCGGCACCGGGCAGCAGAUCUGCGGGACUCCCUGGUGCUGUCUGAGUUCCUGCAGGACCUGCAAGAGGAGGAGGCACGGAGCCAGCAGGGGUCUGCAGUGCCAGGGAGUGGGCGCUGCGGCUCGCAGGGGUGUUUUCCCCCGCUCUCAGCCCAGGCUGAGAAGUCUCCAAGCAGUGAAGACAUGAGCCGGCCCUUGGGAGAGCUGCAGGAGGCUGUGGAGAUGCUGGAUGAUGUGGCGAAGGAGCGGGAGCGGGUCAUGGAGGUGGCAGCAGAGACGGAGAGCCUGGAGCGUCUGGUGGCAAAGAUAUUCCCACAGCUGGAGGCCCUUCAGUGCAGAGCCAAGGCGCUGUCUGAAGACAUUGCCCUAGCAGAGAAGGGCUUCACCACAGUGAAGAGUGAGAAGGACCUGCAAGGGCUGCAGGGCUUGCUAAGCUGCCAGCAGGAGAUGGAGCAUGCAGUGUCCCAGACCCUGCAAGGGCAGCUGGAGGAGCUGGAGAGGGCGGCUGCCCGCUUGCAGGAGCUAUGUCCCACUCGGCAGUGCCCCGUCAGCCAGGAGCUGCAGGAGACGCUGUGGGCCUGGGCAGGGCUGCGAGAGCUGCUGCGGGAGACCCGGCUCCGCGUGCGGCAGGCCAGCCAGCUCCGGCACUUCUUCAAGGAUUACUUAGCCAUGAUCUCCUGGACUGAGGACACCCGGGCUCAGAUCUUCUCUGAAAGCCCAAGCAGCUCCAGUAUCCCGCAGACUCCAUGUGAGGAGCUGGAGAGGAGAAUUGAAGAGAAACUCAAGGAGUUUGAGGCACUAGCAGCAGCAGGGCAGCAGCUGGUGUCUGAGGAGCACUACCUGAGUGCAACAAUAAAGGAGCGCUUGGAAGAGCUGCAGAGCAUGCUGGGCUGGGUGCUGGUGCGCUGGCGAGCACAGAGGCAUCAGCAGCAGGAUCUGGGGAGCAGACAGGAGGACAGGAGGGAGCUGGAGAACCUCUCAAGCACAUCCCCCACUGGUCAAGAGCAGCAUGCCUCACGUAUCCCACCCCACCUGGAAAGCAUCCACAGUCCAGUGAAGUUCAUCCCCUCCUCCCUCCUCGAGCCUGUGCAAAGAUCAGAGCCAAAGCUUCCGGAGAAAAAAGCCAUCUCCCCACCAACAUCACCCCUCUCAGAUGCCCCGUCAGGAGUGGGGCAGAGCUGGGGGGAGCCCAGCAGCAAAACAGCCCUUGAUGUGGAAUCCCCCAAGGAGGCUGGCACCUGGGAUCCUGCUGAGACCUCCACGCUGCUGCUGCCACCUCGAGGCUCCUGUGGUCUCGGGGGCACGGUCAACCUCAUCCUCAGCAUUGGCAAGAAGGGGGAGAAGAAGAAGGCCCAGCUGCCGGCCAGCAGCGAGCGGCCAGGCGAGGAGGCACUGCCAGCGCUCCCCGCCACUAAACACUCAGGCUGUAAAACCUUUUGGAAGCGUUGCCAGGGGCUUUUAGGAAACACUUGGGGUAGCUUAAAGCGAAAAAGAAAGCCACCACGCCAGCUGGUGGAAGAGGUGCAGGCGGAGGCCAGGAAAACCUGCACGGCAAAGCGGCCGCCCGCCGUUGUGCGGCGCCCUGCAGGGCCCGGCGGUGGCAUGGCGGCCGUGUCCCACACGCUGCCCAAGGCCGGCGCUGGCUGCCUCUUCAACAGCCUGCAGCGGCGGGAGCAGGCCCGGGCAGAGCAGGCCCGCCUCCUCACCCUGCGGGGCAUCAUGGGCGACAGCUCCCUGCGGCCCACGCCCGAGGAAUGCCACGGCCCCAGCAACACGUGGCCUCAGAAGUGUGGCUGGAGGAAGGGGGGGCCGGGGGCCGCUGCCGCCGGACCUCAGCUUGGGGAGCUGCUCCUCUACGUCAGGAACCCGCUGGUGCAGGACAUCGAUGCCGAGUGCGGGGCGGCCCCUCAGAAACCCUGCCUCCCUCACCCAAAAAUCACAUGCCCCCGUGUUUCUCUGGGCUCCGUGCUCAGCCUGGAGCUGCCACGGGAUGCAGCGGUCCUGGGCUGCCGCCGAGGGGCUGAGGCACGGCAGCAGGAGGCAGAGGGGCAGGAGCAGGAUCAAGGGGUUCGGUCGUGGAAGCUCACAGGCACACAGGGAGUUGGAUGGCAGGAAGAUAGGCACAGUCCCCAGGGGCCCAGCAAGAGGCUGGGGAUGUCCCCCAAGGGCGAGCAAGAAAGGUGGUUCGAGGAGGUGAGCUUGAAGCCCAGCUGCAGCCAGCAGAGAGCACACCGUGCUGGGAAGGAGCACUGGAGCCCGCAGCACCCCAGCAGCACCAGUAAAGACCUUCUGGACUUGAGGCUGAGCCGGCCAUCCCGUGUCGGCAUGGGGGAUGAGCUGGGCACCCGCUUUGGCCAGGACGACAGCCCCACUGCCUCUGGCAGGGCCAGGCAGUUUGAGGAAGAGGAGGAGGAGCUGCAGGCCAUCUGGGAUGGGGCACAAGAACGCCAGAGCUCACCAGGAGGCAGCUGUUCCAGCCACAGGAUGGGCAGCAGGGCGGGCAGCUUGGCCAGCCCCAGCGCCACUGCUGGCGGGCCCCUCAUCCUCUCAUCAGCCAACAACGUGCUAGUGGCCAAAUUCACCCUUCCCACUGCUGCCCAGCUGCUCCACAGCCCCUCAGGAGAGCAGAGCCCCGGGGUGGUGCACAGUGGCAGUGGCAGUCCCAGUGGGCUCAGGGUUUCCCCCCAUGAGGAAGAGCUGGUGCCUGCAGCCCCCUUGGAUGCCUCCAGUGCCUGGGAUCAGUGGAGGCAUCGGCAAGAGGAGAGCAGCAAGGUCCUGCCUGGUAAAAUGGAGUUUCAGAUGAUGGAGGGGACGCUGGAAAGGAAGCACGCCAGCUGCCGGGCCUGGGGCCUCUUCCACGCCGUGCUGAUGAGGCAGACACUGUGCUUCUACCAGGACCGCAGGGACAGCCUCAAGAGCUCCGUGGUGGCCCUUCCCCUGAACCUCUCCGGGGCAGUCUGCACCCCAGAUGCUGAGUACACCAAGAAGACCAACUGCUUCAGGCUUCAGCUGCAGGAUGGCUCUGAAUACCUCCUGAGGGCCCCCACCCAGUCCCUCAUGAACGAAUGGGUCUCAAAGCUGCAGCAAAACUCAGGUUUCCCCAAAGUGGAUUACUUCCAGGCAGCAGCACAGCGUGUCGAGGGCACUGGUGGUACUGGCAGUUCCAGCAAGGUCUCCAGCACUGGGACCUCCCACCUCCAGGGACAUCACCAGGUCACCGCUCCCAAGAGCCAGGAGAUUGUGGUGUUACCCUGUGCAAGCCCACUACUGCAGCGGCCUCUGGGCAGCCAGGAUGGCCCACUCGAUGGGACUGUGACAGCAGCAGAGAAUGCUCAGGGGGCUGGGCACAAGGAGCAGCAGUGGCCAUCCAGAGCGUCCCCUGGGCUGUGGGACAACAUCUGCCCAGAGGAUGACUACGGGCUGGUGGCCAACAAGAGGAGGUCCUACUCCUUCACCUCAGCCACGUACCAGAAGCUGAGCCCGCGGGCGGUGCCCCAGGAGGCGGCGGGGGCUGGGAGCAGCUACUCGGUCACGCUGUACAUCGGGGAGCAGGCUGUGCCCCGGGCACGCUGCCACUCCUUCGUGGCACCAACAGGGAGCCCCCGCGACGCACGGGGGGAGAAGACCACCAGCCCCCCUCGCACCAAGAACAAAUCUGUCUUCAAGAAGUUCUUUGGGAAGAAAGACCUCCACCUGCUGAUCCAGCGGAAGCCGUGCUCAGCCAGCCCCAGCCAGCGCCAGGGCUCUAAAACCCACUCCGGCUGCAGAGCCCGUAAGGUGGCAAAGCCUUUGCACCCUGGUCCUGCUGCCGUGGGAAAUCCCAGCCCUGCUCGGCACCAGGCAGCGAGGAGUCCGCAGGCAGCAUCACCUGGCACCGGGAGAGCUGAGCUAUCAAGGUGCGGCCGGUGCAUCUGGGAGGUCAAAGCGGGGUGCGAGGGGUGGGGCACGGCGGGGCCGCGGUCCGGCGGCCGCGGGGCCGAGGGCAGUCCCGGCCCGCCCGCGCGGUGCCCUUGGCGGGCGGGGAGCGCUAGGACCCGGCCUGCCGCGGCCGCCAGCGCUGGCACCGGGCGCCGCGGGACCGGACCGUGCCCUGCAGGCGGCGGCGCCGCGGGAAGGAGCCGGCAGCCCCCGGGGAAACGUGUAAGCGACGCGGCGGUGCCACGGCUGCCUCGGGUGCGGGACCGCCGCGGGACCGGGGAGCCUGUCCCGGGAACGCAGUAG
This is a messenger RNA of Melozone crissalis (California towhee), 6722 nucleotides long. RefSeq lists its product as uncharacterized. Gene Ontology annotation, cellular component: cell junction; cortical actin cytoskeleton; plasma membrane. The record is from RefSeq and is a predicted model, not a curated record. Gene Ontology annotation, biological process: actin cytoskeleton organization. Bases 108 to 6722 code for a protein of 2204 amino acids. Gene Ontology annotation, molecular function: actin filament binding. Lineage: Eukaryota; Metazoa; Chordata; Aves; Passeriformes; Passerellidae. The transcript is spliced from 37 exons.